This is a messenger RNA of Asterias rubens (European starfish), 2331 nucleotides long. RefSeq names its product cytochrome P450 3A29-like. The transcript is spliced from 14 exons. Gene Ontology annotation, molecular function: iron ion binding; heme binding; oxidoreductase activity, acting on paired donors, with incorporation or reduction of molecular oxygen. Lineage: Eukaryota; Metazoa; Echinodermata; Asteroidea; Forcipulatida; Asteriidae. The record is from RefSeq and is a predicted model, not a curated record. Bases 207 to 1808 code for a protein of 533 amino acids.
UGUGUGUGUAGCAUGAAUGACGUCGCGUUUGCUGACGAUAAUCGACUUGUUUUGAUGGGUGAUGUCAUGUGUUUGUUUUACUACUUUGUUGCCUACUUUUACUUUAAAAAGGUAGCAUUGGUUGGCGGCUGACAUCAUAUCAAUUGUUGAGACUGUUUGAGAGAUAUAGACCGGCCAGAAGCUAGUUAAGACUCGACACUCUAAAUAUGGACGGGUUGGACGACACUGCCACACCGCUGCUGCCAUCAGCUGAAGACGGCUGGCAACCUCCAUUAUUUUCAACAUCAACAUGGACUUUACUCCUCUCAGCUGGAAUCCUGUUUCUUGUGUAUGAUUGGUGGUGUCACCAGGUUCUUGCUCGCAAUGGAAUACGAGGACCAUGGCCCAAACCUUACAUUGGCAACACAAUGGAUUGGAUGUUCAAUAAAACGGGAAUAGUCGGCUUCCAUCAAACCUGUUUGGCCAAAUACGGAAAGGUCGUUGGUUUCUACUUUGGAAGAAAUCCAACAAUUAUGGUCGCAGAUGUCGAUUUGGUGAGAAGAAUUUGCAUCAAGGAUUUCUCCUCCUUUGUCAAUCGAAAGCCAUCUCCACUUGAGAACAAACCAUUCCAUUUAGCAUUGUCCGUACUGAGAGAUGAUCAUUGGAAAGAUGUCCGUGGUAUUCUCAGCCCAACAUUCAGUGGAUCCAAAAUGAAAGUGAUGGCUCCCAUUAUCAAUAACUGCUUGGAUGCGAUGGUAAGAAAGGUCAACAAGCAUCAUGAGGAGGGCAAAAGCAUCCAGUGCAAAGAUAUCUAUGGAGGAUUUUUGAUUGACGGCAUCGGGUGUUGCGCCUUUGGACUCGACCUAAACUCCCAAGAGAAUGAUGAUGACACAUUCCUCCAAAAUGCCAAAGAUAUCUUCAAAUUUAAAUUCAAUUUCGCAAUUCUGGUACUUAUUUUUGCGUCUUUCCUUUCGCCCAUUCUGAACUACUUCAACAUUAGCAGUUUCAGUCGUAAAACAAUUGCCUACUUUGAGAACAUAAUGGAUCAGGCUAUAGAGCUACGGAAAAGUGGAAACAAGAAGAGUGUGGACUUCCUGCAGCUCAUGCUGGAUGCUGAGGAAUUAUCUGAGGCUGAUAAAGCUCAGUCUACUGAAGAGGAAAAACAGGAGCAUGCACAUCGUGAGAAAGCAGGAAAAAGGGCCCUGACACCAGAUGAGAUCAAGUCUCAGGGUUUGGUAUUCUUCUUAGCUGGUUUUGAGACAUCCAGCACAACUCUUAGUCUUGCCUCUUACCUCUUGGCGACCAACUCUGAAGUCCAAGACAGGCUGAUUGCUGAGAUUGAUGAGAUUGCUCCACGAGCUGAAGACUUGACCUACGAGGCCAUCACCAAGUUGACUUACCUAGACUGGUUCAUUUGUGAGACUCUGCGUGUCUAUCCCCCUGCCGUAGUAUCUGCUCGUGAGGCAGGUGAAGAUGUUAGUUAUCAUGGCUUCACAAUUCCAAAGGGAACUGAUGUUUUCUUUUCCAUCUGGUUAAUCCAUAAUGAUCCUGAGAUCUGGGAAGAGCCAGAAAAAUUCAACCCUGACAGGUUUUCUCCUGAGAAUCGUGAGAAUCGCCACCCCUGUGCAUGGUUGCCGUUUGGUGUGGGACCACGUAACUGUGUUGGGAUGAGAUUCGCUCUGCUGCAGGUGAAGAUGGGUUUGGUGCGCAUGUUGCAGAAUUUCCGCCUUGAGACAUGUUCUGAAACUGAGAUUCCUCCUGUACUUGGCAAGUUUGGAUUCCUGUCUCCUCCUAAUGGUGUGAAGUUGACUGCAGUCCCACGCUCUUAAAGACAAGAACCAUGCACCAGACUAUUGUGGCUCCUAUAUUUUGAUUUAAAUCAUUAGUUUACAUAUCCAUUGGAGCACACAUUUUAUUACAAAUUGAUGUUUUAACUCUACGAGCAGCUGAAAAUACUCAAGAGUUAGAACAGUGCAAUGCGCAGGGUGUGAUGGUCUAUCCAAUAUGGUUUGAUAUCACACUGUUGUUGAUAUGCAUCGACCAAUCAGAAUUUAGGACUCAAGUUUGCUUGAAGAUAGUAUACAAAUAUUUACUGCUUGGAGUGCAAUGGUUAAAACUGUGACUCCCGAGGUGAUCCCCGGAGCGUUCUAUUUUCCCAAGGCGCAGCCAAGGGAAAAUGGUACAAAUUGUUAGUCUAUCCAAUUUGUAUACAAAUGCUAAGUUUUCUUUGAAUGAAAUUUGAGAUUUACAUAUGUGUAAAUAUCAAAUGAUCGCAGCUAUUAAAGGCAGUGGACACUAUUGGUAAUAACUCAAAAUAAUUAUUAGCAUAUAACCUUUCUUGGUGACGAGUAA